ACAUUAUCGCGUUGCCAACUAGUAGCAAGAAUGAAUGCAUGUGAUAAAGACCCAUUAAAAAACCAUUGUACCGUGAAAACGCGAUUAAAAGCGUGGCAACUCCUACACAGUUUUCUUGUUCUCUUUCACUUGACUGGUGCGGUGGUGUUGCGACUGCAGAAAAACAAUAAAUUUUGCCCAAAAAUCGCAAGUAAAGUGGCUAAAUUAUAGUUCAACCUUAAAUUUAAGAGCCCCGCUACGAAAUGUAUAUGAAAUUCGUGCAAAGUUUAGCAUUUAUGACGCCGUAGAUACGUUUGGAAAAUUUUUGCAUUCGCGACGUAUCUUUUGAUGAGGUGCGUUCAGUGUUGGCGCGUCGAAAAUUUUUGGUGGGAAAGGCCGUGUGGCGAAGGCUGAACAUUGGUGCCAUCCCGCUUGCUCUGUUUGUUAGUCCAAUUGGAAAUUGAGUGCACAAGGUGGAUGCAAGCAGCGGAAUAUGCCAAAAGACGGAAGGAUAAAUAAAUGUUUGAGAGAAAAACGAACCCCAAUGAAAUACAUCAAAGCUAAAUGCGCCGCUGAGGAAAAUCGAAGGGAUAUUUAGUUGAUGAGAGAGCCACUCUUCAACGCCUCGCAUCAGCAAAUUUAUUUAUUUUUAUAAUUUAUACACUAAAUUUCACUGUUAUGUGGUGCGCAGGUUAACCCUCAAUAAUUGAUUGUCUAAUCAUUGUUGGCUGCGGUGUAGUACGACGGGUGUGCGCUUGCAAUAAUCGUAACUAACCAGUAUGAAGGAGAUGGUCGGCGGAUGUUGUGUAUGUUCGGAUGAGCGUGGAUGGCCCGAAAAUCCGCUCGUCUAUUGUGAUGGUCAGAAUUGUACAGUGGCCGUGCAUCAAGCUUGUUAUGGUAUUGUAACUGUCCCGACGGGACCCUGGUUUUGUCGCAAAUGUGAAAGUCAAGAACGUUCAGCGCGUGUACGCUGUGAGCUUUGUCCGUCGCGCGAUGGCGCACUUAAAAAGACCGAUAAUCAGGGAUGGGCACACGUGGUGUGCGCACUCUACAUCCCAGAGGUGCGUUUCGGCAAUGUCACCACCAUGGAACCAAUUAUUUUGCAAUUGAUACCGCAGGAGCGUUAUGCAAAAACUUGUUAUAUUUGUCAAGAGUCAGGAAAACCGAAUCGUGCCACAGUUGGCGCUUGCAUGCAAUGCAAUAAAUCUAAUUGCAAACAGCAAUUUCAUGUGACUUGCGCACAGAGUUUAGGACUAUUGUGUGAGGAGGCAGGCAAUUACUUGGAUAAUGUGAAAUAUUGUGGCUACUGCCAACACCACUAUGGAAAAUUGAAAAAAGGUGGCAAUGUAAAAACUAUACCGCCAUAUAAACCCAUUACACACGACACUUCGUCUGACUCAAGUUUGUCACCGGAGAAGGAACUCGAUGCCGCCAUGAAUGCGACCGCUUCGUCCACCUCGGCGACUAGCAUCAAAAUAACCACUAAUAUGAAUGCUGCUUCCACAACGAAGCAGCGCAAGUCGUCUACCGCCUCAAAGCAAUCGAAUUCAUCAUUGUCAUCAUCAAGUGCGGCUGUAGCAGCCGGUUCAACCGGUGGUUUCUCCAGCAGCUUGCAUGUCAGCAAUCUCUCGAAUUCUAGCACUGCAUCUGGCAAUAUGGGCUUAGGCGGUGGCGGGGGAGGCGGCGGCGCUAAUUCCAGUAGUGUCACAAGUAGCGGCAAUAUGUCUGCUAGUAACUCCACGCUUACCGGUGGCAAUUCAAUGGGUGGCGGUGCGGGCGCCAGUUCCACAUCGAAUGUGAAGAGCUCCUCGAACAGUUCGAGCAGCUAUAAGGAAAAGGAUAAACAUAUUAAAAAUUUAAAUAAGAUAUCAAGUUCAGGUAAAGACAAGGAAAAAGAUGGCUCAUCGUCAUCAUCAUCAUCGCGUGACGCGCGUGAUAAGUCUUCGAAGUCGUCUAAAAAUAAGGAUUUCUCUAAUAACAGCAGUGGCGGAUCUGCUAACAGCUCAAGCGCAACAUCGGCUAGCACAGCGCUCAAUAUGAGCAGCUCAAUGCAUGAUAACCACGGCGGCCAUAGCAGCAAUAUGUCCGCUCAAAAUUCUGCGCAAAAUCUAACAACUUCAUCUGCAGGCAUGAGUAUGGGCAGCGGUGGCAAUUCGAAUAGCAACAGCAGCGGCGGCAAAGAGUCGUCUAAGUUGGGUAGUGCGUCUGGCGUAGUAAGCAGCAGUGGAUUUGGUGGCAGUGCCAGCAAUGCAGAUUCGCACGCCAGCGCCAUGGACAAUAGCAGUUUUGGCGGCUCGCACAUGGAUACAGCCACCAACUUGAGUACGAACUCUGGGAGCAGUGUUGGUGGUAGCAUGUCAAGCAUCGGUGGCGGCAAAAGCUCCGGCAGCUCGGUGGCUAAAAAACGCAAAGCUGAUUCUAAAUCAAAUACCAGCAUUUUGGAUGAAAUAAAUAAUCCAUUUAGAGAUAUGAUUAAAGAAGUCAGCGUAACGCUAACACCAUUAACGGAUUUUGAAAAGGAAAUUGAGAAGAGUGCGAAAAAGCAAAAAACUGAGCUGAGUCCACCCGCACAUCAAACACACAACACCGACGCGAAUAGUGGCGCGCAAAGCGGGAGCAACGGCAGUGGCGGUGCUAGCAAUAACAGCCUCAACUCCGCCUCAUCAGGUAUAACAUCCGCUUCAAUAUCCGCCUCAAUCGCCUCUUCAACGGCUGCAGCAACACUCUCCUCCUCCACCACCGCCUCGCACAAAUACGCGCUAUCAUCAUCAGAUGCUAAAAGUGCUGGCGCAACCAAUCUAAGCACCAGCAAUGUCAUCUCGUCCGCGCCGAGUGCGCACAAAUCCGGCUCCGGCAGUGGCGGCGGCGGCGGCAGCAACAGUAACAACAACAAUAACGGUGGCAAUGUAACCAACCAAAUGGGUAGCGGUGGCAACAGUUACACUAACGCCAAGGAACAACAUCAUCGCGAUGACCGUUAUACGUCACAAGCGCAAGCGAAUUGUGGGGCGAAUACUGCCGCCGCAGCCGCCAACGCAGCUAACGCGGCAGCCAAUGCGCCCAGCCUAUACGUAUCUGUGCCACUAUCCACCGCCAAUGUGCCUGGAAUCAAUUUACCAACAAAUAGCGUAGCGGGUGGUGCGACAGAUCACCAUGCGCCACCCUCGCAAUCAACGCGUGCCGCAGCGGCAGCAAUCAGCCAGCAGCAGCAGCAGCAACAACAUCAAGGCGGUGGUGCUACAUCGAUUUCCAUGAGCGGCAGCAUGUUAGGUGCGCAUGCGAAUGCCUCGUCAACGCCACUGGGUGGCGUCGGUAGCAUCGGCGGUGGUAGUGGCAGUGGUAGUGGACUGCUGGAGCGACAAUCACCACGGCAUCAUCAUCAACCGCCAGCGCUUUCCGAGCAUCAUAGCAAUAGUAAUAGUAGUUACUUUGCUAACUCGCCCGCUGGCAUGUCGGCCGCAACGCAUAGCAGCGUCAUACAUCAGAGCGGUAAAUCGCCAUCGGGUGGUAGCAUGAUGCUGAGUGCGACCAGCAAUCCCAAUUUGAUGGCCACUACAACGGAUACUGGCAGCCUGAAAAUUAGUUAUGAGAAGCAAACAACGCGUGUCAGUCAAUUGCAAGAGCAGGAAACAGCACCAGUGCGAAGGAGCAGGUCGCGCUCUGGUGAGAGUAGCAUGCAAGCCUUGCAACAACAACAACAACAACAACAUCAGCAACAACAACAUCAACAGCAGCAGAGUGCACAAUCGCAAAAUCAACAACAAACAUUAACGGCACAAAAGUCAAAUUCGCGCUCAGGCAAGAAACGUGCUGCCGCCGCAGCCGCUGCCGCUGCCGCUGCCGCCGCGGCCUUAGUGGGGGGAAAGAAUCGAGAUUCACCGGUCGAAAAAAUGUCGAAAUCAUCACCAUCGCCCAUACAGCAACAUUUUCGCGCCGAACUAGCUACACCGACGCCACCACCCACCGCACCCUCACCACUCUCGCUGCCGCCGCCCAGCACACCUACGCCUACGCCUACACCAACCCCAACACCCACGCCUACCCACACACCCUCACCAUCGCCGAUUGUCAUGUUACAUGGCAGCAGCAAUAGCAAUGCAUCCAAUACAGCGUCGCCAACAAGGCAAAAAGGAGGCGGAGGAGGAGGAGCCAACACCAGCGGAGGCGCUAAUGGCAGUGGUGGUAACGAAAAUAGCGGUGCAGGCAGCGGAAACAAUGGUAGCGGUAAUGCCAACAGCUCAUCGACGCCAACGAAUCUAUCACUGACUGGCGCUGCAUCUGAUCGAAUGCCUACGACAAGCUCUUCCUCGUCCAUCGGCCAUGAUGUCACAGAUGCCAGCAGCAAAGCUGGGGGUAAUAAUGGUGAUGCCGUUAACCUUAGCGCAAAUCAAGGUAGUACUGGUAGUGGUAGACGUGGCAGUAAUAAUGGUGGUUCGGGCGCUUCUAAUACUGCAGCAGAGGCGGGCAGCAGUGGGGGCACGUCUGGCAAGGUGGCCAGCGAUGCGCCAUUGGUCGCCACAAAUUUGAGCGGCAAACCUUUGAAUAAGAAAUUAUUGCGCGCACAGCAAACGCUCUAUCAGCAACAGUUGGCCGCACAACAGCAACAGCAACAACAGCAGCAGCAACAACAACAACAACAACAUCAAAAACGUUCGCCUGAACAUAAAAAUGGCGGCGGUAGAAAUACGAAUACAGCCGCUAGCGCCGUUGUAUCUUCCUCCACUUCCUCUGGCAAUGCGUCCACCUCUUCUUCCUCUAACAAAGCCAGAGAUUCGCCUGCUAAAGCUCUAUCUAAACAAACCAAUUCUAAUCACUUAACUUCCAAUCCUUCCUCUGCUUCUUCCCCAAACAACACUGCUUCUUCUGCUGCUUUUACUAACACAGUCACCAGCAACCAUAGCAACAAUAAUAAUAAUAAUAGCAAUAACAAUAAUAAUGGUAAUAGUAAUAGAAAUAGCAAUAGCGCCACUAACGCAACGCAACAGCAACAACAACAAUCACAGCAACAGCUUCAGUCGCAGUCGCAGCAGCAGCAACAACAGCAACAGCAGGCCAGCGUUGCUGCUGUUGGCGGCAGCAGUAGCAAUGAUAUCAUUGAAAUUGUGCAAUUAACCCCAUCCAACUCUUCUACUUCUUCUACGCUAACUCAUCAUCAUCAACACAACGCACCACAAUCAAAAACAUUGCAAUCAUCCCCUGCAAAUGCUGCUACCACACCAACAACUACUUCUUCUACCGGUGGUAUUCACCACAGAACGCCGGACAGCGGUAUAUUUUCCUCCUCGUCAUUUGCCGCGAACAGCAGUGCCAUCUCGAAUGCCUCCUCCAGCAGCAGCAGUAGUAGUGGUGGCGGUGGCCUUAAAUUCAGUUAUGAACCUCAAAUCUCCAGCAUUGGUACACCGCCCACCAUCGAUUCCACGGCUGCGCAUCUACUUACUGCCGUGACCACAGCAGCCGCGUCACUUAGUGCUGUGACAGGCAAUAUCACCACAACAACAACUUCGACCACGGUCAUCAAAGACUCGCCGCCCAGCUCGCCGGGCUCUGAAGUGAGUGCGGUCGCCACAGCGCUACGUAAGCGCGGCCGCAAAGCUAAGGAUCCGCUUGCAAAUGAGGCGAAAGUUGAUGUGAAAUUAUUUCAAAAUGGUGGACAUGUGAUUGGUGCCACACCCACAACUGCUGCUGUAACGUCAGCAGCAACCAAUGCAGCUUCAAGUGCGCCCAGCAGUGGUACAGCGUUGCACACAGCCGCUCAUAUGCUUGGCAAUCAACUGAAUCCGAAUAGCAAUGUGGCGCAGAAGCUCUCCGAUCAACUACACAUGGAAAUACAGGAUCACAGCAUCUACACUGCAGAUGUGGUAACACAGCAAUUUGUGGGAGUGCCCUUUCCCGGCAAGUCGACAGUGCGAAACUCUACAGCGCCGAAUGUAACUGGCAAUAAUACGGCUGGCACGAAUUCGGGCAGUGCAACAACUGCUGCAGCAGAAAUGUCGGGAGGCACAUCGUUGGCCUCGAUGUUUGGCAGCGGUGUGAAUGGAAAUAUGGCCAUACCGCAGAGUUUGGAGCAGUUGCUUGAACGUCAGUGGGAGCAAGGCUCACAGUUUCUGAUGGAGCAAGCGCAGCAUUUUGACAUCGCUUCCCUUCUAUCCUGCCUACAUCAACUGCAACGUGAAAAUGUUCGCCUAGAGGAGCAUGUGACCAGCCUAAUAGCACGACGAGAUCAUCUAUUGGCCGUUAACGCACGCCUCGCCGUGCCACUGAAAACCAAUACAACACAGAGCCAAGCCACGGUCGUAUCAUCGACAGCGGUGUCCACCAGCGUUGCUACUCUCUCAUCAACAGCAACAACGACGGCUACAGGCAUAGUAGCCAACACACCGACCUCCGCCAUAGCGGCUGCUUGCGCAGCAGCAGCAAUUGCGACAACAACGGCGGCGGUAAAUGCGCUAGGUGGCAACAACGUGGGCGCCGGCGGGAGUGCCAGUGGUGGCAAUGGUCCAGUUAAUGCCAACACGGCGUUAACAACUGUAGUAACAGCAGCUGCAACUUCGCUCGCCACCGCAGUGACCACAUCUCUCUCAGCAUUAACAGUGAAUGCGCGUCUACCCAAUACGACAACAACGGCAGUAACAAGCGUCGGCGGAGGUGCCACGAGACUAAACACAAGUGGAGCUGUUGGUGUACAGCAGCAACAUGCUUUGGAAAAUGGCAUUGAUUUUCGACAGACCAGCGCUGCUGCAGCAACAACAGCGGCACUCGGUGCUGCUGGCGGCGGUAGCGGUAGCAGUAGCAUUGGCCCCCCAUCCAUUGGUUUGAGGCACUCUACGGCGAGUUACGUAAAUGCCUCGUCAAUGGCUCCGAUUGCAACUAGCAUGGCUGGAAACGUGCCAGCCACAUCGCUAGCAGCGCUGCAUUCUAAUAUUCAUGAUGGCAUCAGCAAUAUGCACACGACGCCGGUAACAACUGGCGGCGCAACAACAACUGUUGUUGGUAUGUCUACAAUGACUGCAAAUAGACUCGCGCAACAACAGCAGCAGCAGCAGCACCAUCAGCAACACAUGCAAACAUUGCAACAACAGCAGCACCAACAUCACCAAAUGUCGCUGGCUGCUGCGCAACAACAACAACAACAGCAGCAACAACAACAUAUUGCACAAAGUGCUGCCGCUACUGCGGCCAUGCAUCAUCACCAACAACAACAGCAGCAGCAGCAGCAACAACAACAACAGCAACAGCCCGCUCAUACGCACUUGCACGCCGCUCACGCGAUGCAUCUGGCACACACGCACACACACCCGCACGUGCACACGCACGCCGCUCAUCCACAUCACGCACACCAAACGCAUCCAUCUGCGGCGGUUAACGUUAGCGCUAGCAUCGGUGUCGAGCCGCAUCCCCUAUCGGCGGUGCGCAUUGGCGGCGGCGGCGGCGGCGUCGGUAUCGGUGGCGGCAUUGGUAUGGUUGGCGCGCAUGCUGGCGGUAACAACAACAACAACCCGAAUAAUAGCAGCAACACCGCCGCAUCACGAGGUGGGUCAACAACCACAACCACAACAACAACAGCACAUGCCAUUAGUAUUGUUGGCGGUGGCAGUAGAGGUGUUAGUGGUGGUGAUGGUGUCGUUGGUGGAAUUGUUAGUGGUGGUAGUGGCGUUGGCAAUGCCACAUUACUCGCAUCGGAUAGCAGCCACCCUACGUCCUCCUCCGCGUAUACUGCUCACUCGAUCUAUACUCAUCAUAAGUCGCAGCUAAGACGCGACGAUAACCUAGUAAAGCCCAGCUGAAAAUCGACAGCAGCUUUAUUGGCAUUUCGCCCUAGCCGCCAG
Messenger RNA from Rhagoletis zephyria (snowberry fruit fly), 7805 nucleotides. RefSeq names its product protein AF-17-like. Gene Ontology annotation, biological process: regulation of transcription by RNA polymerase II. Gene Ontology annotation, molecular function: histone acetyltransferase activity; nucleosome binding; histone binding. The record is from RefSeq and is a predicted model, not a curated record. Gene Ontology annotation, cellular component: nucleus. NCBI's taxonomy places the organism in Eukaryota, Metazoa, Arthropoda, Insecta, Diptera, Tephritidae.